Lingula anatina is the source of this 1536-nucleotide messenger RNA. RefSeq names its product RWD domain-containing protein 1. NCBI's taxonomy places the organism in Eukaryota, Metazoa, Brachiopoda, Lingulata, Lingulida, Lingulidae. The record is from RefSeq and is a predicted model, not a curated record. Gene Ontology annotation, molecular function: protein binding.
ACUUCCUACAGAGUCCAUUCAACUUCCGACAACAACGUGUGUUGCUGAUGGAAAUUGCAGUUGUUUCCAGGUUGCACUACCUAAAAUGACUGACUACAAAGAAGAACAAGAUAACGAGAUUGAAGCUCUAGAAUCUAUUUAUCCAGAUGAAAUUAAAGUGCUAAGCACAGAACCUUACACUUUUACUGUUGAUAUAAACAUCACAGACUCGCCAAAUGAAAAUCAUGAAGAUGAAAGUGUUUCAAUUACAGUCCAAUUUACAUACACGCCUUCAUAUCCAGAUGAGGGUCCACUGAUAGAAAUUGUGAAUGCAAAUAACUUAGAUGAUCAGGAAACAGACUCAUUACUGCAGUUCAUGCAGAGUCAGGUAGAAGAAAAUUUAGGAAUGGUUAUGGUUUUCUCAAUAGUAUCAGCAACUCAGGAAAAACUUACUGAAAUGAGAGAAGAGAGGAAGAAGAGAAAAGAAGAAGAAAGAGAAAGAAAAGCUCGAGAAUUAGAAGAAUUAGAACAGAAAAAAUUUGAAGGCACAAAAGUUACGAUAGAAACAUUUUUAGCAUGGAAGACUGCAUUUGAUGCAGAGUUGGCAGAAGCUAAACGUAAAGCAGGUUUGCAGCGUGAAGUUUCUAAAAAGUUAACAGGAAGGGAGCUAUUUAUGAGAGAUUCCACAAUGGAUGAUUCAGAUAUAAAGUUCUUAGAAGGAGAAGAGGGAGAUGCUGUUGAGGUGGACGAAAGUUUAUUUGAAGAUUUGGAUGACCUGGACAUAGAUGAGGAUGAGGACGUGACGACAUAAGCCUGACUGCCUGUGAUCACUCAGGUGUUAAAGUGGCACUUGGGUUGUUUGCACAAUUUAUUUAUUUAUAAAUCCAUAUUGACUUAUGUUUUACAUCAGAAAGAAAGAAAAAAUGGUGACAUUUAGUCUUUUUUCAUGAUUUAAGCGAAUGACACUUCAGUCAUGAGUUAUGCCAAAAGGGGUCUUUACGGAUCACAUCCGUAAACUGAUUUUUAUCGAGCAAUUUUUUAUAAUAAAAACGGUUCUUUAUUUGGUCAUAUUUCAACAUAUAUUGAGAUUGGUGUGGAUAUCUUAACUGCAUCCAUUGAUAAUUGUAGUUUUGGUUUAAAGCAGGCAUAAUGAUAUAUUGUUGGGACCUGUAAGAUUGUUUAAACAUGCAAUUGAAUAUUUAUCUUCAUUGAACUCAAUUUUCAUCUGAAACAUAGGAAAGCGUAGAAUGAUUUCAAAACAUUAUUAUAAACAUAUAUUCAUACAUGUGAUAUUAUGGUGUAUUGAAGAUGUUCGAAAAAGGAUUAUACUGAACCAGUGCAUAUGUCACCAAAGGCAAAAAAAAGUUAAAUAAACGGCUAAUUAUAGGCCCUUAAAGUGAACUGUUUAACAUCUGCUUGAAAUUUCAGUAGAAAAGACAAGUACAUUGUCACGUUUCACAUUUCUUUUAAUGUGAUACUGUUUAUUAUGCUUUACUUUUUCUCUCCCCCUUUUUUAUGUACAGACACAGAUGUGUCUGUACAUAUUGCCAUCACCUG